AUGUGACGAAGUGUUUAUUUUUUGUUUUUUCAAUAAACUUAUCCUAUAUAGUGAGGUUAUAAAAAUGUCCAAUUCUUCGAAUUUGUAUAGUUGUUUUUUUUUUACUUCAGAAUAACCUCCUUAGUGAUUGACCUAUUUUUUAUUUAUUUGUGUUUAUUAUUAGUAAAAGAAAACUAAAGAUGUCAGCAAAUGUUUUAAAAAUAAUUAUUUUAAUUCAACAAAUUAUUGCAUUGCACUGUUUUGACUAUAAACAUGUAGACCAAUGGAAGAAUGAAUUUCCUAUGUGCGGUGGAAGACGUCAAUCUCCUAUUAAUAUUAAUUUAACAGGAAAUGUAAAAAAAUUUCUUACAGACACAAUAAAAUUAAAUGAUUAUUGGAGAACUCCAUUGGAAAUGACAUUAACAAAUGAUGGUCACAGUGUAAAACUGACCACAAAAUGGCCUGAUAACUCAAUUCCAAAUCUAUCUGGUGGAUUACGAGGGCGUAGUGAAUAUCUUUUCGACAGCUUACACUUUCAUUGGAGUCGAACAGAUGACAGUGGCACUGAACACUCAAUUGAUCGACGACGAUUCGCCUUAGAAAUGCAUAUAGUGCAUUAUAACAAAAAAUAUGGAUCAAUUUUAAAUGCUGUCAAUCGUUUUGAUGGAUUAACCGUAAUAGGUUUAAUUUUUCAGAUUAAUGAUGCUGAUGAUUCGACACUUUCACCAAUAGUAACUCAACUACGACAUGUUACAAAAAAAGGAGAAACUGUGAAAAUAAAUCCAUUUCCUUUGUCAAUUUUCGAUUUAGACACAGAAGACAUGUUUAUUACUUAUGAAGGAUCAUUAACAACACCACCGUGUUCUGAAACUGUAACAUGGUUAUUGACUCAAAAUUAUCGCUACGUAACCAAUGAACAGAUAAAGACUUUUAGACAAAUAAAAUUAGACAAUGGAGAUGAAGAAAAUGUGAGACCAAUUCAACCAAUAAAUCAACGAUUACAUUAUUUUGUUCCCUUAGACAGCAACUUUAUCAUACAAAUCAAACAUUAGUUUA
Molecule: messenger RNA, 1035 nt
Organism: Leptopilina boulardi
Lineage: Eukaryota; Metazoa; Arthropoda; Insecta; Hymenoptera; Figitidae
Product: carbonic anhydrase 2-like
Exons: 6
Coding region: 180-1031 (283 amino acids)
Cellular component (GO): cytoplasm
Molecular function (GO): zinc ion binding; carbonate dehydratase activity
Source: RefSeq, a predicted model, not a curated record